GUGAGUUCAGUGCUUGGAGACAGGGUCCCGACGAUGCAGGACGCUACUAACCUACCGUAUACCAACGCCACCAUUUACGAAACACUGCGCAUGGCGUGCCCAGCGGGGCAGCUCGUUCCGCACGCAACGCAGAAGGAUGUCAAUUUUGAAGGUUAUGAUAUCAGAAAGAGUACGGUCGUUUUUGGCAAUAUUUGGGGGCUGCAUCAUGAUGAGCGCUACUGGGAGCAUCCUGAUAGGUUUAACCCAGACCGAUUCUUAGACAGUGAUGGGCAGCUGGACAUCAACAAAGACUCGUACUUUCCGUUUGGUCUUGGAAAAAGGCGAUGUCCAGGUGAAGGAUUUGCUAAGAAGGUGA
Messenger RNA from Anneissia japonica, 355 nucleotides. RefSeq names its product cytochrome P450 2U1-like. Gene Ontology annotation, molecular function: iron ion binding; monooxygenase activity; heme binding. The transcript has 2 exons. The annotation marks the transcript as partial. The record is from RefSeq and is a predicted model, not a curated record. Lineage: Eukaryota; Metazoa; Echinodermata; Crinoidea; Comatulida; Comatulidae.